This is a messenger RNA of Parnassius apollo (apollo), 303 nucleotides long. Lineage: Eukaryota; Metazoa; Arthropoda; Insecta; Lepidoptera; Papilionidae. The record is from the annotation of a GenBank genome assembly.
AUGCCGAUGGUCACUGUAGCAACUUUGCCCGAACUUGACGCAGCAGAAGCGCUCCUUGAAUUACAAGGAGAAAUGAGAGAACUACAACCUGAACGAUUCGAAUUUGAAAUCAACCCGUCCCGGCCCCAGUGUUCAAAAAACAUCACCAAGUACGCCUUACUUAAAAAGCAACUCCCAGUAUGGUUCCAGUCGGUUUACGACAAGGCUGGAACCGCCUUGCAAGAAACGUUUGCUUCAAAAAAAAACAACUGGUCAAGCCGCAAAAAGCAUGUUGGUCUGAAGUCAUUACUUAAUCUGGACUAA